AUGAGAUUUUAGCUUAAAUAAGGCUAAAAGCGUAAACUGAAGUUGCUGAUAAGAAAAAAGUUUCAGCUAUAAGAAGAAUCUGAUAUUAACUUGGAUGCUUUGAAUAAAUCUCAAAUGCUUCAUCCUCGAAGAGUUAUUAGAUCAAGCUAAGUUUUCAGAAGAUUUAUUGCUUUUUAUGAAAGCUUUAAUAAGAAAAUGAUAACUAAGGAAAGUUAAGUAAACUCUGCCAAUGCAAAAUCUCAAAAAAUUUAAGUUAAAGAUGAUAUCCUACUAGCAUAUAAGAAAAUCAAAUACUUGCCUGCUAGUUUCAACAAAGUAUUUGUAAAAGUUAAAAAGCCUAAAAUCCAACAAGAAUAUGAGUUUGACUAAUUGAUAAAAACAAAAACAAAAAAGCUUUACUAAUAAAUGAAGAGAGAGCGAGAGGACUAUAAUAAAUUAACUAAACUUAAAGUGCAAAAAAUUACCAAGAACAUAAAAAAGCAAAGUGAACUAUCAAAAUUUACUAAAAAAUAUAAUAAGCAAGCUAAGAAGUAUCUAUCAAUUGUUUAUCAUGCUAAGGAGUAAAAUAAGCAUUUGAAACUGGUACAUGAACUGGAUGUGAUGUUAAAUACUCUAAAUGAUACAGUGUUUCAUGUUCAUUUAUUUCCAGACUAUAAUGAAGUACACCUAACUAAGCUUGAUCUGUUGUAUACAAAUUAGCACUAUUUAUUCAAUGAAUAGAUAUUUGGAAUUGACCUGCCAAAAACAUACGCUUUAAAUUUUGCUAUUGAAAAUAUGCUAAUUCCGUUAUCAUUCUUAUUUCUAGAUAUGAUGAUUAACACCACCGGCCUCACUUACUACAAUCUAUACACAUAGAAUAGCAAUGAUUACUUAAAUCAAAUAAAAGACAAUUAUAUUGCUCUUGUAGUUCUAUUCGGAAUUGCUAUCUUACUUAGACCUUUUGCUAAUUACCAUUUUAUAAUGAGUACCAAAACUUCUAGGUAAAGAUGGCUAUCAAUGCUGAAUUCAAUUUUGGUAUACUUUCUCUAUCAAAUUUUUGUGAGACUAAAUUUUACCAUUAAUUUAAAGGAGUUCUUCUGUUUUGUCUUAUCAAAUUAUUUAGUGGUGUAUGUUCAAGAAUAAAUGGAAUAAAAAUGGCAUUUAAAAUAGGAUAUGCAGAUUAUCCAGGUACUUAAAGGCCACUUAUUCUAGUAAGAUUUCUUUUAAGCCAAGAAAUUUGAGAAUUAAAUGCUUCUUAUUCACGAAGAAUUGGGUCGAGAAGCAUUUAACAAAGUUGUAGAAGAUCUUCUAAUUUCUAAUCAUCCUAAGUAAAUAAAUCAUCUUGCCCCAUCAGUAUUUCCUAUGAGGAAAAAAAUUGAUCCAGACUACUCUAGAUUAACAUCUAUGUGGGGAGGUGGAUAUCCUAGACCUGUCGUUGAGUUCUCAGAAUCUCUAUGGGAUUUUACUGAUGCUGUAAAGCUUAUUAAAGGACCUAAAUCAGAUCUAAUUUUAAAGAAACUUACCUAAUAGUCCAAUCCAGAUAUUGAUUUAGCUGACUUAGUUUAUUUUAAGUAAUAAUCUUGGGAAGAAGAAUACGGAAAAGUUGUUAUAAAUAUGUCAAAGUAUAAAUUAGCUUAGGAUAAUCUAGACUUAAAUAAAUAAAAGUAAUAAAGAGAACUACUAAGACAAAAGGCUUACUACGAGCUCUAAAAGAAACAAGAAGAUGAAGAAAAAAGAAUAAUGCUUUAAAAAACAAAGCUUGAAGACAAAGAUAUAUUAAAAUCCUCUAAGUAUGCAGAGAGUAUGAAGGUGAAUAGAAACUCAGAAAUGAAAUUAUAGGAUCCAGAUGUAGAUAGAAGAACUUUAGACUCUAGAAAUCCUUAAAGUCAUUCUAAGAAUAACUUUAAGGUAGAUGAAGCAGUAGAUCUUAAUUAAUAAAGUUAAAAUAAAUUCCUUAAAAACUAGCAAGACCUCGUAAAGCAAUAAUAGUAAUAACUUGAAAUCGCAAAAAUCAAAGAAUAAAAGCUUUAAUAAGAGCUCUAUACUUAGAAAAAUAUGCUUGAAUAACAGUAAAAAUUGCAGCAGGAAUAAUUCAUGUAAACUCAAAUGUGGAUGAUGGCUUACAGCGCUUAUUAAUAACAGAUGCAAAUGUAGCAAAUGCGUGCUUCCCAAACCUCCUCAUUCGGAAUGUUGUCGACUAUGUAAUCAUAAAUGAGUCAAAGUCAUACUACUAAAAAAUUAAAUCCAAUUUCUGAUUAAAUUGUUGAAGAGGAAGAAGAGUAUGAUGAAGAAGAUUAUGGAGAUGAAGCAGAAGAACAAAAAGUUUAAGACAUAGAUGAUGUUAUUCGUAAUAAAAAAGAAGAGGGAGGUAAAAUUGAUUCUAAUUAAAUUGACUCAACAAUAAACCCUUCUAAUGAUUAAUAGCAACCAGAUAUGAGUUAUGAUUUAAACAUAGCGGAGGAUAAUGACAAUUUAAUUGAUUCAAAGAGAAUGCUUUUAGGUUCAAAGUAAUCUAAUAAAUCAUAAGCUAGUGCAAAGAGUAACUAGUUUAUGAGGGAAAGUAAGAACUCAAUGAGAUCGACUAAAUCUAAAAAAGAUGACAUUGAUGAUAGAAAUACGGUUUAGAAUGAAAUGAAACUUAGGAAUCUAGUUGCUCCAGAGAAUAAAUCUAAUGACAUCAGAGAAGAUGUGUCUCCGAAGUCUAAUAACAAAUCCUAACUCUUAUUUUAUUAGAAAAAUGAUAAAGAAGACUAACUUACUGACAUUGAAGCAGAAGCUGAGGAGGAUAAAAAACAAUGA
Messenger RNA from Stylonychia lemnae, 2778 nucleotides. The record is from the annotation of a GenBank genome assembly. Lineage: Eukaryota; Ciliophora; Spirotrichea; Sporadotrichida; Oxytrichidae.